AUGGAUCCGUACAGCAAUGUUGCAGAGUAUGAAGACGAUGUACGGAUGUGGCCGAGUGUGAAUUACACAGACAUUGUGAAUUACCAGGUGUUAACUACUAGCUUCGUCACUGAGGACACUGGAGAGGGUGAGGAUCAGCGAGUUGAAGAGAGAGAGCCAGGAGAGGAAGAGAAGGAAAGAACUGAGCCAGUAGAGGAAGAGAAGGGAAGAGCAGAGCCAGUAGAGGAAGAAAAGGGAAGAACUGAGUCAGGAAAGGAAGAUAUAACAGAAUCAGGAGAUAAAGAUAGGGAAAUAACAGGUGAAGAUCAAGAAACUCCAAGUACAAGUUUGUCCAUCCAUGAUCCGGCAAGCUAUAAAAACAAAAGUUCCUACACAGAUGAGGAGAAAAAGAACAUUCUUCAGGGUAGAUGGAGUAGGGACCAGAGAAACAUUGCUUUCCGUGGGAACUGGAAGAAUGAUAGUAGUGAAGAUGGCAAUUUCAUGCACUUUAUCCAGUGGAAAGCGCAGUUUGAUGACAUCCUUAAACAGCACCUGGAGACUGCACCUGCAAAUGCGAAGUACCUGUCAGCAAAAAUACAAAAUGAAAUGAUCACAUGCUGUGGAGAAGAAAUCCGUGACAGUAUUGUUGCUAAAAUCCAGGAAUCAAAAUAUUUCACAGUAUUGGCAGAUGAAACAUCAGACAUAAGCGGGACGGAGCAGUUGUCAAUCUGCAUACGUUAUGUAACUGCUGAUUUUGACAUCAAUGAGGAUUUCCUAGGAUUUUGUCCACUUCUCAAGCAGGACUCCGCAUCAAUCACGCAGACCAUCAUUGCGCAGCUGGAGAAAUGGGGGCUUCCUCUCUCUUUUCUGCGGGGACAGGGGUAUGAUGGGGCAAGUAAUAUGAGUGGCAAGGUAAGUGGGGUGCAGAAGAGGAUACAGGAGCUUCAACCACGGGCCUUGUACACUCAUUGUCGUAGCCAUGCCCUAAACCUUGUUGUGGUUCAUGGAUGCUCAGAUGUUCCAAUUGUACGAAACACAAUGGCCUUCAUUGAGAAGGUGGCUGUGUUUUUCUCAGCAGGAAUGAGCAAGCAUAAGCUCCAAGAUGUGCUUCAAGAAGAGGGAGGUGAUGGACCUAGUAGAAUACCUCUGAUGUCUGACACAAGAUGGGGGUCCAGGAUAAAAACAGUCUAUGCUUUUCUGUCACAACUUGGGCCAACUCACAGGGCACUGCAAGAGAUGGAAAGCGACUGCACCCACAACUCGGAAAAAGCCAGCAGGUUGCUGAAAACCAUGGAAUCCUUUGACACAGUCGUCACUUCAGUGGUUGCACAAAGUGUUCUCGGGUACAUAUGGCCACUAACAAUAAAACUGCAGUCACCCAAAGUAGAUCUCUUAAUGGCCUACAAAGAAAGGAGAGAAGUUGCUGAAGUUAUUGAGAGCCUCCGCAAUGACGGCUUCAGCAAAAUUUACGAAAAAGCAGUGCAGCUGGCAGACACCAUUGGUGUUACUCCUGUGAAAAAAAGAAUAGCGGGAAAACAGCAACACAGGGGAAACGCACCUGCAGAGUCAAUUGAGGACCACUACAGGGUUAAUUUAUUUCUGCCCUUCAUUGACCAUGUCACCACAGAAUUGAGGACCAGGUUUGCCAAGUCCACUGAGCCUGCCCUGCUUGCAGCCCUCUUGGUGCCAACGGAAUUGCCACAGCUAAGUGAGGAGAGAGAGGACCAUUUACUGCUGAGGUAUAAAGAAGACUUGCCUUUUCCUGACACUGCAAAGCAGGAAAUACACAAAUGGAAACAUCACUUCCAGAAUCACGCUGGGAACCUCCCUGCAACUGCAAAGGAGACAUUGCAAAGUGGAUUUUUGGGAUUUUAUCCAAACAUUCAGCAGAUGCUAUCACUGUACUUGACACUGCCAGUAACCACAUGCUCGUGUGAAAGGUCCUUUUCUUCAUUACGGCGACUUAAAACAUGGCUUCGCUCGACCAUGGGUGAUGAGAGGCUAUCUGGUCUUGCGCUCAUGCAUGUCCACCAGAACAAUAUUGCAAUUGAUCCCAAACGAGUGCUCCAUAGAUGGGACGCCUCUGACCACAGAAGGAUUGUCAGCUGUUUUGACAAAAGGUGA
Molecule: messenger RNA, 2103 nt
Organism: Neoarius graeffei (lesser salmon catfish)
Lineage: Eukaryota; Metazoa; Chordata; Actinopteri; Siluriformes; Ariidae
Product: 52 kDa repressor of the inhibitor of the protein kinase-like
Exons: 3
Coding region: 1-2103 (700 amino acids)
Molecular function (GO): protein dimerization activity
Source: RefSeq, a predicted model, not a curated record